This is a messenger RNA of Chlamydomonas reinhardtii, 3586 nucleotides long. RefSeq lists its product as uncharacterized. The record is from RefSeq and is a predicted model, not a curated record. Gene Ontology annotation, molecular function: protein-lysine N-methyltransferase activity; protein binding. The transcript has 5 exons. Gene Ontology annotation, biological process: peptidyl-lysine monomethylation. Lineage: Eukaryota; Viridiplantae; Chlorophyta; Chlorophyceae; Chlamydomonadales; Chlamydomonadaceae. Bases 299 to 2920 code for a protein of 873 amino acids.
GAUGCCUUGACUUGGAACUGCGAAGGUAGCGCAAAGUCUCACAAAAUAUCUCGGCAAGGAAAGGCGCUCCGCCUGGACUUGAUCAGACUCGCUCGCUUAUAUUAAGUUGCCAUUAAGCAGCGUCUUAAUACACUUUGCAACUUGAACGGAAGCGCGCAAGCAGCAGACUCGGCCGUUCAUUUUAAUUUAUCUUUGGGUCAUUAUAGUUUUCCUGCUCGUUUUGAGGUUUGAUCUACGCCCUUGGUAAUAUACUUUGCAAGCGGCCAGAGAAUUAGACGCGAGCAAGCGAGCGUGCGUCAUGAGCACGCCAUGCGUCCCAGGGAGCGUUGCGCAUAGCUUCAGUGGCCACAGUACAGCUCGCGUGGUCGCAUUUCUUAAAGGGACCCACAACGCGCGGCGGAGCUUGGCGCCUUCGUCGGUAGGCACGGCAGCUCUGAAGUGCCCAACGCGGGCGCGCGCCACCCGUCGGCGUGGCCAGGUGGCAACGCCCGCUGUGGCUCCAGCUCGCACGGAUGCGGCUGUCGUAUCCGUGCAGCCAGGCACCGGCAGCGCGGUUGAUGGCAGCGGCAGCGGCGCUGCAGCCGCAGCGGCUGGGCGCCUGGAAGCUGCCCUGGCGGCGCUCUUGUCAGUGGGCGGCGCCGCCAGCACCCUGCAGGUCACCGAAGGGCCGUUCGGGCGCGGGCUGUUCGUCACCUCGCCCGCCGCCGCCGGCCAGCCGCUCUUCAGCAUGCCCGACGUCAACACGCUCAUCGUGCCCGACCCGGAGAAUGAUCCCUACAGCAGCAGCGAUGACGAGGACCCGGUUGUGGAUGCGGCGGCGGGCGCCGCGGCAGCGGGGCUGGCAGGGAGAGAUCAGGGACAGGGAGGGCCGGCGGUGGGGCUGGGGCUGGGGCCGGCGGCCGUGCAGGCGGAGGCGGCGGGGCUGAACUGGCGGGAGGAGCGCGACAGUGACCUGGAGGGGGGGCAGCGCAGUUACCUGGACCGCUGGCAGCGCCACCACGGGCUGCGGCUGCCGGCAUGGCUGCAGGGCUUUCUAGGCGAUGCCGACACGCUGCCGGCGCCCGCCCGCCUGGCGCUGUGGCUCAUGUGGCUGCGCCGCCAGGUCCAGGUCCCCGCCAACGGCGGCGGCGGCGCCGCCACGGCGGCGGCAGCUGUGCCGGGACUGGAGGAGCUGGAGGCGGAGGAGGGCCGCGGCGUGCCCUUCUGGCGCGCCUACGUGCGCUGCCUGCCGCCGCCGGAGCUGGUCACGUGCCUGGCGGUGUUCAGCGAGGCCGAGGCCGCCCUGCUGCAGGUGCCGGCCUACAAGCGGCAGUGGAGCCGCACGCGCGCCAACCUGUCCCGGCUGCUGGACAGCGUAAACGCCGCCGCAGCCGCCGAGGCCGCUGGCGGCACGGCUGCUACAGCCGCUGCUGGCGGCUAUAGCCACAGCGGCCACAGCUACAGCCUGGAUGAGCUGUGCUACUGCUACAGCAUGGCCAUCAGCCGCUGCUUCCACCUGCCGGGCCGCAUGCUGCUGGUGGCGCUGGCGGACAUGGCCAACCACCAGCCGCUGUGGCAGGCAAGCGCGUACCCCUGGUGGCACUGGCAGGAGCCAGCCGCUGCUGCCGCCGGGGCCGCGGCCUCGUUGACGGAGGCUGCGGAUGCGGGCUUCAGCACCCUGGGCUGCUUCCAGUUCCGAGCGGUGCGGCCGCUGGCAGCGGGCGACGAGGUGUGCAUCUGCUACUCGGAGGGCGCCAAUGACGAGCAGCUGUUCGACUACGGCUUCGUACGGCAGGCCAACCCGUACGACAGGCUGGAUCUCAGUGACGGCGCGGAGGGCCUGGAUCCAGAUGCUGACGCGGACGCGGGCGCCGUGCUGACCGGGCCCGCGGGCCAGCACCAGCUCUGCUGGCCGGCACUGGUGGCGGCGGCGGGGUUCUGGGCGCGCGCCGAGGAUCCCGCUUCCGAUAGCUCCGGCGGCGGCAGCCACGAUGCCAUUGACGCCGGUAGCGUGGACGGACCCCAUGCGGCCGGGCUGUCGGCGGCGGAGGAGCAGUCGCUGCUACUGCCGCGCAGCGUGGGCGGCGGCGACAACGGCAGUAGCAGCGGCCUCCGCGAGAUGAUCGCCAAUGUGGCGGCCAUUGUGAGCAGCGCCGCCACAGCCGCCGUGGAUGCCGACGCCGAGGCGGCGGAGCGGCUGCGGCAGCAGCGGCGGCGCUCUGCACUGCUGUCGCUGCCACACACGGCGUACGACACCGCGGCGCUGCGGCGGUGGGGCCUGGCGCGCGCGGCGUCGGCGGCGGAGGAGCUGCGGCGGGGCCUGGCGGCGCGGGUGGCGGCGCAGCUCGCGAGCCAGCAGAACCGCCAGCGGCGCGGGGCGGCGGCGGCGGCGCCCGCUAGCGGCGGUCUGCUGGAGGCGGCGGCGGCGGCGGAGCUGGCGGCAGUUGAUGCGCUGGCGGCACGUGUGGCGGGCCUGGCGGCGGGCCUGGGAUCCAGUCUGGCGGAUGACGAGGCCGUGUGGGAGGUGCUGACAGAGCCGGCGGGUGCGGCGCGUCAGGCGCGGGCAGCGGCAGUAGCAAGCGGCAGCGCCAUGGCAUCGGCGGCGGCAGCUGCACAGCUGUCCGCUGCUACUGCCGCGGACAGCGGCGCACGGGGCCGGCUGGGUGCUGCCUUUCAGAGCCUGUUUGGGGGCGGCAGCACCGGCAGCGGCAGUAGCAUCGCCAUUGUGCAGCAGGCGCCUGUGGCUGCUACAGCUCUCUCGGCGGCGGAGCUGCUGGCGGCGGCGGCGCAGCACGACAGCGCACGUGGUCGUACGGCGCUGCUGGCGCGGCUGGAGUACAAACGGCUGCUGGACGAGGCCGCAGACGUACUGCGGACGUACCGUCAGGUGGUGGCGGAGGCGGCGGCGCCGCGACGCUUGCCGGCCGCCGUCCGCUUUUGAAAUUCAUCCCCGAAUGAAGGGAGGUUUCUGGAUGAGGCUCGAACUGUCCCGCUGAUUAUGUUGUGCUUGUCAUGUUUGAAUGGAGCUGAACGCAAUCUUCUGUUGCUUUUUUGCCAGCGCGCACAGUUUUGUAAGUGUGAAGAUAACGUCUGGGUGGCUCAGUAGCCGGCCGUCAUUUAUUCCGGAAUUUUGUUCGCAGGCCCCCGUUUAGGAGUGAGCGUGCCUUGAGAUUAACGAGUGCGAGUGUAGGACGGUAGUCGAAUGCCUAUGUUGACAUGAGCGGGCCAUGCAUUCAUCCUCCUGAGUUGCACGUGCAAAGAACGGGCAGAUAGUGAGACGGAGCGUUAGUUGUUGGAUUGUGGAGUUCUUGGCCGUACUGAUGGCCGAAGCUGGAGUUCCUUGGGCCCUUCUCAGAUGCUCGGCGCUUCUGUGGUGGUUCCCCAGCCCAAUCAUUGCCGUUGACGACUUGUGCCGAGCGGUGGAUGACAGUCGCGUUGUGGCAAGUUGCUGUGCGUGUCGAACGCGGCCUGUCCUGGAUUGGCCGCUCUGGUGCACCUGGGGCGCUGCGGGAGGUGGUGGCACAUGGUGGCACCUUGGGUGGCGCAGCUUCUCGCCCCAUGCAGGGACUACCUGAGGAGGGGCGGCCCCCUGUAAAGAUGUAGCUGG